ACUGCGAAUAAGAUAAUAUUUCCUGCUUCUUGCUCAAGGCAGAAACAAGUGAAGAUGAACUUCCACUUUCUAACGAUCUUAGUCCUCCUCCUCUCUUUCUCCACCGCCGUGUCCUCUCUACAUGAAGAAACCGCCGCCACGUGCGCCGCCGCAUCCCCACCGGACCGACGGAAUCUACGAUCAGAUCAAAUCACGGUCCUCAUCAACGGCUAUUACGAGUCCCGCAUCCCUCUCCUCCAAUCAAUUGCUUCCACGUAUGCCGCAUCCCCAUUUGUACACACAGUACUGAUCCUAUGGGGAAAUCCCUCAACCUCAACAAAAACCCUAACAAAAUUGGCUCAAAACCUCACCACAGGACCCAUCUCCCUAAUCCGCCAAUCUUCAAACAGCCUCAAUUCUCGCUUCCUUCCUCGAAAAUCCAUCCAAACCGGCGCCGUUUUGAUCUGUGACGAUGACGUCGAGAUCGACACAUCGUCCCUCGAAUUCGCGUUUAGAAUUUGGGGGAGAAACCCCGAACGACUUGUCGGCUUCUUCGUCCGGUCCCACGAUCUAGACCUCUCGAGACGGGAAUGGAUCUACACCGUUCAUCAAGACAGGUACUCGAUCGUACUCACGAAACUGAUGAUUCUCAAGACGGAGUAUUUGUUCGAGUAUUCUUGUGGAGGCGGAGCGGCGAUGGCCGACAUGCGGAGAGUUGUCGAUCGAGAGCGUAAUUGCGAGGAUAUCUUGAUGAAUUUCGUGGUGGCCGACAUGUCGAACGCUGGGCCUAUUAUGGUUGCGGCGCAGAGGAUCAGGGACUGGGGAGACCCACGGAAUGAUUACGAUGAUGAGAAUGAACGGCUCGGAUUGAGGGAAGGGGUUAGUGAGAUAGGGCUGAGUAAUAGGAAAGGGGAGCAUAGGAAGAGAAGGGGACGGUGUAUAACGGAGUUUCAUAGACGAUUCGGGAGGAUGCCGUUACGGUAUAGUUACGGGAAGUCCGUUGACUCAGUUGGCGAACAGGCUUUGUGUAGAAAGGGAAGGAAGUUAGUCCCUUGUGAUCAAAAUGUACUAUGAAAAAAUUGAAAUAAAUUGUAUAUAUCUUUUGAGAAAAUUAUUCCAUUUAUCACAUUAUA
Molecule: messenger RNA, 1112 nt
Organism: Benincasa hispida (wax gourd)
Lineage: Eukaryota; Viridiplantae; Streptophyta; Magnoliopsida; Cucurbitales; Cucurbitaceae
Product: glycosyltransferase family protein 64 C3
Cellular component (GO): membrane
Molecular function (GO): glycosyltransferase activity
Source: RefSeq, a predicted model, not a curated record